ACCGCAUGACUUGACGCCGCACUGCACCCGUUCCGCAUAGUGGCAUGCCUUGCCCCGCCCUAUUAAGACCCUGCUCCACCAAAACUCCAACGCGUUGCUUGACGCGUCUCCCAGGAAUUGCUUGUGCCAUCUCCCAUCAACUUGACACCCCAAAGACUUACAAUGUCAGACCAUGAAGACCUGCUCGAGGGUCAGCCGCCCUCCAUUGACCCGUAUGAGGUUCUUGACCUCGAAAAGACAGCAUCAGAGGACCAGAUCAAAAGAGCGUACCGCAAGGCUGCGCUGAAGCACCAUCCAGACAAGGCGCCCGCAAACCAUCCUAAGAAGCUCGCUGCUGCCAACAAGGCUUUCCAGGAAGUCGCCUUUGCCUAUGCAAUCCUGUCCGACCCCAAGCGCCGAAAGCGCUACGACGAGACCGGUUCAACUUCCGAUUCCAUUCUAGACUCCGAAGGCUUCAACUGGAGCGACUUUUAUCGCAAUGCCUUUGAAGACGCCGUCUCGGCCGACGCGAUUGAAAAGUUCCGGGCAGAGUACAAAGGUUCAGAGGAGGAAAAGGAUGAUCUGCUUCACUACUUUGAGUUAUGCGAGGGCGAUAUGCGUCAUGUCUACGAACAUGUCAUGCUCAGCGACAUGACUGAAGACGAGGACCGAUUCAGGGUGAUAAUCGACGAAGCAAUCGCGAAGAGAGAGGUCCCGGCUUUUGGGAGCUACCACAAGGAGAGCGAACGACAGCGCGCAUCACGGAUAAAGAGGGCACGCGCAGCCAAGGCGCAGGAGGGCAAGGAGGCGGAGGAAUACGCCAAGGAAAUCGGCGCUCACGACAAGUUGUUCGGGAAGAGCAACAACAAGGAGAGCGCUGAGGAUGGCCUCAAGGCCCUCAUUCAGGCCAGACAGUCGUCCAGGGCUGGCGCACAGGAUAGCUUCCUGGACAACCUGGCCGAGAAAUACAGGGGCACUGCCAAGAAACAGAAGAAGGGAAAUAAGCGGGCGGUCAUGGACGAGCCACCCGAGGAAGCGUUUGCGGCAACGGCUGCCAGGCAGACGUCAAGGUCUUCGAAGGGGGAUCCCGAGACGCCUAAGAAGCAGACAGGCAAACGUGUUAAGAGGUAGGGUGGUUGUUACGGUCCGCUGACGCUGGCGCAAUGUGGAUGGGGCGAGAUACAACCGGGAAAAUGGCAUGGUGCUGUUGGCAUGAGCGCGGGCUUUGCAGAUUAUCCUGAGCUAAUGAAUAUAAUGACAUGAAUGAUGA
This is a messenger RNA of Emericellopsis atlantica, 1249 nucleotides long. RefSeq names its product DnaJ domain-containing protein. The record is from RefSeq and is a predicted model, not a curated record. Lineage: Eukaryota; Fungi; Ascomycota; Sordariomycetes; Hypocreales; Bionectriaceae. The transcript is spliced from 2 exons. Gene Ontology annotation, cellular component: cytoplasm; nucleus. Bases 163 to 1110 code for a protein of 315 amino acids. Gene Ontology annotation, molecular function: heat shock protein binding.